Molecule: messenger RNA, 1569 nt
Organism: Aspergillus saccharolyticus JOP 1030-1
Lineage: Eukaryota; Fungi; Ascomycota; Eurotiomycetes; Eurotiales; Aspergillaceae
Product: class I SAM-dependent methyltransferase
Exons: 6
Coding region: 463-1425 (320 amino acids)
Molecular function (GO): methyltransferase activity
Source: RefSeq, a predicted model, not a curated record
UGGGGAAGCAAUGGUGCCAGAUCCUGAUUAUUCGUUUCUGAUUUCAUAUCUCUUGCGUUUCCUCGAUCCCUUCUAACCUAGAACCCAAACCCCCAUUGUCACUUCCUCCCUCCCUCCCUCCUUCCUUCUCUCUCGUCAUCUACUCAAGACAUCUUCCCCCCCAUUCCCCUACCUCGUUCUGUUUUGACGUUAUCACCGCUGGGAUCGAAUCGUUUUGGGCUUGGACCCAUGAUCAUCGUCGGCUGCGAGUAUCUAUAAAGUCAACUACUACCCGUGGACCACCCCCGGACGGAGUCGAUCUCCGCAAUCCCGAUCUGCUGGGCUCCUUUCCCGAUUCCCGCCAUGACCCCCCCAUGUGAGGACGGUGAUGGACGUGUGCCAUUGCACCCUUUCUCGACGACUCACGAGGCUCCACGCCAUACUCCCUUUUCCGAGAUUUCAGGCCAUGCGACCGACGAAGAAAUGGGGGAUGACGAUUCGGCUUAUGGGGAGGAUUCCCUGAUCGGGGACGACACCGUCACAUUGUCCACUUACAUCACCGACUACCGGUUCGAAUACGGUCGGCGCUAUCACUCCUUCCGCGACGGAGCAUACUGGGGCCCCAACGAUGACAUUGCGAACGAACAGCAAGACUUGGCCCAUCACAUGUACUUUUUGACAAUCGAUGGAAAGCUACACCUAGCUCCAAUCCACAAUCCGCAGGAGAUCCUUGACGUGGGAACAGGAACCGGCAUUUGGGCAAUAGACAUGGCCGAUGAGUACCCCAGUGCGAAAGUCACAGGGGUGGAUCUCUCUCCUAUCCAGCCGCUGUUUGUCCCCCCAAAUUGCGUGUUCGAAAUUGACGACGUAACUCUUCCAUGGACGUAUAACUCGAAUCAAUUCGAUUUUAUUCACGUACGCGAGUUGUUCGGAUGUAUUCCUGACUGGGACGAAUUUUUCCAGCAAUGCUGGCGUUGCUUAAAACCCGGCGGGUAUAUUGAAGUCGUCGAGCACUCGGUCGAGCCGAUCGCAGACGACGGUAGCGUGCCAGACAACCACUUCUACCGCGAAUGGGGUCAGACAGUACUUAAUUCCGGAAACUUAUCGGGAAAGACAUUCAAUAUAUGGGCCGAAAGUGCGACGCGACUGCGGCAGGCAGGCUUUAUCGGCGUGGUAGAAAGACGCUUUCAAUGGCCCAUGAAUGCAUGGAGCUCAGAUGCCAAGUUACACGAACUGGGCCGCUGGAAUCAACUCCGCCUUCAUGGUGGGGUCGAAGGAUUCAUGCUCCGGCUCCUUACAACAACUCUUGAAUGGUCAUAUGAGCGAGCGCAAGUAUUUCUUGCACAAAUGCGCCAAUCCCUACGCGACUUCGAAACGCAUGCCUACCUCCCGGUGUCUGUUGUGUACGCUCGAAAACCCGAGUCCGCGACCAGCCCUGCUCCCUAGCGAUUUGCUUUGGUUACCUGCAUGCCUUGCGUCGCACCAUGCCUCAGAGCUUUGUUGCCUUUUUCUUCUUCUCUCUUGGCGUUUCAUCCUUUCAAAGUGCAAGCGUUAUACCCAAGUCCUAUUCAUUAGAGCAAGUGAUUAGAG